UUGUGUGAACAAUUAUUUUGAUUAUUCUAGGGGUGUUGUAUAAAUAUUUUUGGUACAGGGGUGUACUUGUAAUUUAGAAAAACGACGUGUCGUAUGCAUUUCGGCGGAGUCCAUCUUGGCAGCUCAGAACUGCAGUUGGCGGGCGCACCCGCACCCAGUAAACUGCAGCCGUCGGGCGGGCGCACCCGUGAACUAGAGAGCGAGCGAGAGAGAAAGAUGGUGACGCUGCUGGUGGCGACGAGUAUUGACCCGGCCUCAAUCAACCCGGCGAAUGCGCUUCUCGCCAUGCCGGGAUGGCAACCUGUUCCUUCUUUACAGCCAAAGGAUAUGAAGAGCUUUGCGAAUCAAGGAGUGAGAAUGCUUCUACAUGGGAACAGUAUAAUCCGUGAGGAUCACUUGGAGAAACGGUGGGAGGAUGCCACAGGCGAAGUUGUCGAUGAAGUUAUCUUCUUUAGCAAACACACUGCUGUCUCUAAUAGACCUGCCCUCACUGUCCACCCCAUUGGGGUCCCUCAUUUGCGUGAAGGGGACGUUGCUCCUCAAGGUGGCAAGCCUGGAUGGGCUGCGCCACCCAAUCCUCGAAUUGGACCAUGGCUUAGACUCAUGAAAAAGAUUGCAGAGUCUCAUAACUUAGUUCCUGAGUUUGAGAUUACUUUAGAAGGCACUCAUCAUGGACCAGAGACAAAUAAGCCCACUAUGUUUUUGGAAAUUGGUAGCACAGAGGAGUACUGGAAGAGGCAGGAUGCAGCUCAAGUUAUGGCUCAGCUAGUUUGGGAAGGACUUGGACUUGGAGGGGAAGCUGAUGUGGGAAACUGGAGCAGGGAGAAUGAUAAGAAGAAAGUUCUCAUUGGGAUUGGUGGUGGACAUUAUGCACCUCGGCACAUGGAUAUAGUGCUGAAAGAUGGUGUUUGGGUUGGUCAUCUACUUUCAGGAUACUCUCUGCCAAUGGAAGAUCCUAAUCAAUCAAAAGUGGAUAAAAGUGCUGAAAUUGGUGGGACUUGGAGAGAGGCAAUAAAAGCAGCCUUUGAGGCAACAAAAUUGGCAUUUCCUGGCGGGGAAAUUCUUGCACACCUUGAUCACAAGAGUUUUAAGGGCUGGCAGAAGAAUGCCUUAACAGGUUUCUUGGGCGAGCAGAACAUUAAGAUCGGCAAACCGAAUGAUUUCUACUAAAUUUGACAUUAUUCUGAGCUAGAUUUUUUUCCCAUAAAAAGUAAUAGGCAUUAGUAAACAACUGAUGGCGGUCAACAGAAUGAACCUGCUACAGUGACGCAGAUUUUGAUGAUUUCUCAGCAAGGCCAUCUACUAUAGAAGAAGUUCAUGAAGAUUAAAAGUUCACUAAGAAUGCUGGGUAGUCUGAUUUUGUCAUAUAUUGAUUGUCAUAAAUACAUGUAACCUGCUUUUUAUUUGGUUUUAAUAUGGGUGUCCCAGGUUCAUGUCCUGAUAACAAUUAUAAAUUUUAUGAUGGAAAUGUAUACUCAGGUUGUUUUAAAUA
Humulus lupulus (European hop) is the source of this 1492-nucleotide messenger RNA. RefSeq names its product D-aminoacyl-tRNA deacylase. The transcript is spliced from 10 exons. The record is from RefSeq and is a predicted model, not a curated record. Bases 94 to 1170 code for a protein of 358 amino acids. Gene Ontology annotation, biological process: D-amino acid catabolic process. NCBI's taxonomy places the organism in Eukaryota, Viridiplantae, Streptophyta, Magnoliopsida, Rosales, Cannabaceae. Gene Ontology annotation, molecular function: D-aminoacyl-tRNA deacylase activity.